AGCGGCGGGAGGGCGGGGAGGGAAGAUGGCGGCGCCGGUCGGAGCCGUCACCGGGGCGACGCAGCGGCUCCGCCGCCCGCAGCCCUGAGGGCCCGGCCCGGCUCGGCCCGGCCCGGCGGCAGCUGUGACGUGGGAUGCCAUGGCCAGCUCCUCGGACAGUGACGAUGAUGGGUUCAUGGCCGUGGAUGCAGAGGACGCCGUGGUGGAAGGCACGAUGGAGCAGGAGGAUGAGCCCCACGCCGAGCUGGAGGUGGAGGAGCCCAGGCCCAGCUCCAGAUCGAUGCUGGAGCUGCCAGAAGAGGUUUUGGAAUACAUCCUGUCCUUCCUCUCUCCCUACCAGGAGCACAAAACCGCCGCCCUUGUCUGCAAACAGUGGUAUCGACUGAUCAAAGGUGUGGCCCACCAGUGCUACCACGGCUUUAUCAAGGCAGUGCAGGAAGGGAACAUCCAGUGGGAGAGCCGCACUUACCCCUACCCCGGCACCCCCAUCACCCAGCGCUUCUCGCACAGUGCAUGUUACUAUGAUGCAAACCAGUCCAUGUACGUGUUCGGGGGCUGCACCCAGAGCAGCUGCAAUGCCGCCUUCAACGACCUCUGGAGGCUGGACCUCAACAGCAAGGAGUGGAUCCGGCCCCUGGCCUCAGGUUCCUAUCCCUCUCCCAAGGCUGGAGCCACACUGGUGGUCUACAAGGACUUGCUGGUGCUUUUUGGGGGGUGGACCCGGCCAAGCCCUUAUCCCCUGCACCAGCCCGAGAGGUUCUUCGAUGAGAUCCACACAUACUCCCCCUCCAAAAACUGGUGGAACUGCAUCAUGACCACCCACGGCCCCCCUCCCAUGGCAGGACACUCCUCUUGUGUCAUCGAAGACAAAAUGAUUGUUUUUGGGGGCUCCCUUGGAUCCCGACAGAUGAGCAACGAUGUCUGGGUGCUGGAUCUGGAGCAGUGGGCUUGGUCUAAGCCCAGCAUCUCCGGGCCCAGUCCUCACCCGCGCGGGGGCCAGUCCCAGAUCGUGAUAGACAACGAGACCAUUUUAAUCCUUGGAGGCUGCGGGGGUCCCAAUGCACUGUUCAAAGACGCCUGGUUGCUGCACAUGCAGGCCAACCCCUGGACGUGGCAGCCGCUCAAGGUGGAGAACGAGGACCACGGAGCCCCGGAGCUGUGGUGCCAUCCUGCGUGCAGGGUGGGACAGUGUGUGGUGGUGUUCAGCCAAGCUCCCAGCGGGAGGGCCCCGCUGAGCCCCAGCCUCAACUCGCGCCCGUCUCCCAUCAGCGCCACGCCGCCCGCCCUGGUGCCUGAGCAGCGGGAAUUCCGCUCCCAGUCUCCCGUCAGGAGCACGGACGAGGCUCCCUGCGUCAACGGCCGCUGGGGCACGCUGCGGCCGCGCCGGCAGACGCCGUCGGGCUCGCGGGAGGGCAGCCUGUCCCCGGCCAGAGGGGACAGCUCCCCGGUGCUCAACGGCGGCACCGUGUCACCCGGAGCGGCCCUGGACAGCCCCGUGCAGGCCUUGUCCCCCAGCACCCCCUCGGCCGCCGAGGGAUUCGACCUCAAGGUGGGGCCGGCCCUGGCGCCGCGCCGGGGCUCGCUGCCGGAGCAGAGGGACCUGCGCCUGGCCUCGGUGGAGCUGGGCUGGGAGCAGAAGCCCACGUCCCUCCUGUGCCAGCUGGACGGCGCGGAGGGCAGGACAGCGGGCACGCGGAACCCCCUGGAGCACACCAACGGCAUCCACACCCCGCCCCACGCCGCCGGCACCCUGCCCGGGGCCGUGUCCCCCGGCGCGCUCCGCCGCAGCCUCGAGGCCGUCAAAGCCCUCUCCUCCAAAGCCGCCGCCGCCUCGGCCGCGCUCAGCCCUCCCCUGGCGGCGUCCCCGGGGUCCCCGGGCGCUGAGCCGGGCUCGGCGCGGCCGGGCGCCGCCCAGGGCGAGGGGCACUCGCUGCCCCCCAUCGCCCGGCGCCUCGGGCACCACCCGCCGCAGUCGCUGAACGUGGGCAAGCCGCUGUACCAGAGCAUGAACUGCAAGCCCAUGCAGAUGUACGUGCUGGACAUUAAGGACACCAAGGAGCAGGGUCGAGUCAAGUGGAAAGUGUUCAACAGCAGCUCCGUGGUGGGGCCGCCCGAGACCAGUUUACACACGGUGGUGCAAGGCCGAGGGGAGCUGAUCAUAUUUGGUGGCCUCAUGGACAAGAAACAAAACGUCAAAUAUUACCCCAAAACAAAUGCCUUGUACUUUGUGCGAGCAAAGAGAUAAUGCGGCCCCCGGCCGCCGCCGCCACCCGUCCCCUCCAUCCCCGCGGCUCUUCCUCCUUCCCGAGCCCCUUCCCAACAUGCAGGCGUUCCAAUUCAAACUGUGAAUUAGGGAGCAGGAAACCAAUAAAAGUCCAAGCAAACCCUCCA
This is a messenger RNA of Oenanthe melanoleuca, 2391 nucleotides long. It is a transcript of the gene FBXO42, whose product is annotated as F-box protein 42. Gene Ontology annotation, molecular function: protein binding. Lineage: Eukaryota; Metazoa; Chordata; Aves; Passeriformes; Muscicapidae. The record is from RefSeq and is a predicted model, not a curated record. The transcript is spliced from 10 exons. Bases 140 to 2245 code for a protein of 701 amino acids.